This is a messenger RNA of Monodelphis domestica (gray short-tailed opossum), 3661 nucleotides long. It is a transcript of the gene FNDC3B, whose product is annotated as fibronectin type III domain containing 3B. The record is from RefSeq and is a predicted model, not a curated record. NCBI's taxonomy places the organism in Eukaryota, Metazoa, Chordata, Mammalia, Didelphimorphia, Didelphidae. Gene Ontology annotation, molecular function: protein binding.
AGGAGGAGGAGGAGGAGGAGGAGGAGCAGCAGCAGCAGCAGCAGCAGCAGCAGCAGCAGCAGCAGCAGCAGCAGCAGCAGCGGAGGCGGCGGCGGCGGUGGCGGCGGCGGCGGCGGCGGCAGCGGCAGCAGCAGAGGCAGAGGCGGCGGCAGGAAUCUCUUGGGCUGCCUGGCUGGGAACGAGGGAAGGCAGGGAGGCAGGCUGAGGGCGACCCCAUCUCUCCCGCGCCCCCAGCACCCACCCUGUUUCAGCCCUCUGGAAGGAAGCCAGUUGAGGAAAACUCUCCAUGAAUGUACGUCACAAUGAUGAUGACCGACCAAAUCCCUCUGGAACUGCCGCCAUUGCUGAGUGGAGAGGUAGCCAUGAUGCCUCAUCUAGUGAAUGGAGAUGGAGCUCAGCAGGUCAUUCUGGUUCAAGUUAAUCCAGGAGAAAGUUUUACAAUCAGGGCUGAGGAUGGAACACUUCAGUGCAUUCAAGGACCUGCUGAAGUUCCCAUGAUGUCACCCAAUGGAUCCAUUCCCCCCAUCCAUGUGCCCCCAGGAUACAUAUCACAGGUAAUUGAAGACAACACGGGAGUCCGGCGAGUGGUGGUCACGCCCCAGUCCCCCGAAUGUUACCCCCCAAGCUACCCCUCGGCCAUCUCUCCCACCCACCACUUACCUCCGUACCUCGCCCAUCACCCUCAUUUUAUCCAUAACUCGCACACGGCGUUCUAUCCCCCUGUCACCGGACCUGGAGACAUGCCACCUGGGUUUUUCCCUCAGCACCAUCUUCCCCCCACACUCUACGGAGAGCAAGAAAUCAUACCACUAUAUGGAAUGUCCAGCUACAUUACAAGAGAAGACCAGUACAGUAAGCCCCAGCACAAAAAACUGAAGGAACGCCAGACCGACCGCCAAAACCGUCUCAACAGCCCCCCUUCCUCUCUCUACAAAAGCCAUCUGAGCAACUGCACAACUGUGUACAAUGGUUACGGCAAAGGUCACAACGCAGGCAGCAGCGGGGGUGGAGGAGGCGGCGGUGGGGGGGGUCCCGGCAUCAAGAAGACUGAAAGACGAGCGAGAAGCAGCCCCAAGUCCAACGAUUGUGACUCACAAGAGUAUGACUCGGAAGCAAAGAGGGUUCAAGACAUUCUUUCAGGAAUUGAGAAACCACAGGUUUCUAAUGUCCAGGCAAGGACAGUUCUGCUUACAUGGUCCCCUCCCACUGGCCUUUCAAGUGGAGAUAGACCCCACAACAGCCCACCCUACCCCUACAGCUAUGAAGUGGCCUUAUCAGACAAAGGGAGGGAUGGAAAGUACAAAAUAAUUUACAGUGGAGAAGAAUUAGAAUGUAGCCUGAAAGACCUUAGGCCAGCCACAGAUUACCAUGUCAGGGUAUAUGCUAUGUACAAUUCAGUAAAGGGAUCGUGCUCGGAACCCGUUAGUUUCACCACUCACAGCUGCGCCCCCGAGAGUCCCUACCCUCCCAAGCUGUCCCAUCGGACCAAAAGUUCCCUCACCUUACAGUGGAAGGCACCUAUAGACAACGGUUCAAAAGUCACCAGCUACCUUUUAGAAUGGGAUGAGGGAAAAAGGAACAGUGGCUUCAGAGAAUGUUAUUUUGGGAGCCAGAAACAUUGCAAGUUGACCAAGCUUUGUCCAGCAAUGGGAUACACAUUCAGGCUGGCAGCUCGAAAUGACAUCGGCACCAGUGGCUACAGCCAAGAGAUGGUGUACUACACCUCGGGGAACAUCCCUCAGACGCCCUGCGCCCCGAGACUCGUGCGAGCUGGGGUCACGUGGAUCACACUGCAGUGGAAUAAGCCGGAAGGCUGCACGGCCGAGGAGGUGAUCACCUACACCUUGGAAAUCCAGGAGGAAGACCACGAUAGCCUUUUCCACUCAAGAUACACUGGAGAGGAUGCUACCUGCACUGUGAAGAAUCUGAAGAGAAGCACACAGUAUAAAUUCAGGUUAAUUGCUUCUAAUGUGGAAGGAAGAAGCUUUCCAAGUGAAGUUUUGGUUUGUACAACUAGUCCUGACAGGCCAGGACCCCCGACUCGACCCUUUAUUAAGGGGCUCAUCACACCUUAUGGCUUCAGUGUGAAAUGGGACCCUCCUAAGGAUAAUGGUGGUUCCGAAAUCCUGAAGUACUUAUUGGAGAUCUCGGAGGGUCAUUCAGAAGCGAACCAAUGGGAUGUGGCGUAUAGUGGCUCCGCCACAGAAUAUACCUUUACUCACUUGAAGCCGGGCACUUUGUAUAAACUCCGGGCAUGCUGCAUCAGCACUGGUGGACACAGUCAGUGUUCCGACAGCCUCCCCGUCCGCACGCUUAGUGUUGCACCGGGGCAGUGUCGGCCCCCGAGGGUCUUGGGGAAAGCAAAGCACAAAGAAAUCCAUCUACAGUGGGAUGUUCCUUCAUCAGAAAGUGGCUGUGAGGUCUCUGAGUACAGCGUAGAGAUGACUGAACCCAAAGAGGCUGCCUCUGAGGUGUAUCACGGGCCUGAUCUCGAGUGUACGGUUGGAAAUCUUCUCCCUGGAACUACCUACCAUUUCAGGGUGAGAGCCUUGAAUGACGGAGGGUACGGGCCUUAUUCGGAGACAUCAGAAAUCACCACCGCAGCGGGGCCGCCUGGGCAAUGCCGAGCACCUUGUAUUUCCUUUACACCUGAUUCAGGUGUUCUAGUAAGUUGGGAGAGCCCCAAAAUCUCUGGUGCUGAUAUUUCAGAAUAUAGAUUGGAAUGGGGAGAAGAUGAAGAAUCCCUAGAACCCGUGUAUCAUGGGACAGAGACCAGUUUUGAAAUAAAGGAACUGUUGCCUGCCGCACAUUAUUGCUGUAGACUACAGGCUAGCAAUCAAGCGGGAGCAGGACCCUACAGCGACCUUGUCUCCUGUCGGACACCAGCAUCAGCUCCGGAUGCUAUCUCCACUCUCUACGUCCUGGAGGAAGAGACCUUCGGUGCCUACCCAACAUCACCUUCUGUGUGCCUUGUAUUGAACUGGGAAGAGCCGUGCAAUAAUGGAUCAGAAAUCAUUGCUUACAACAUUGAUCUGGGAGAGAAUAGCAUUACAGUGACUGACGCCACAAGCUACGUGAUUAAGGACCUCCUUCCGGAAACCUCCUACCGGAUCAGAAUUCAGGCGGUCAAUGAGAUCGGGGCCGGACCAUUUAGUCACUCCAUUAAGGCCAAAACGAGGCCAUUGCCGCCCUCCCCUCCCCGGUUAGAAUGUGCAGCUGCGGGGCCGCAGAGCCUGAAGCUGAAGUGGGGGGACUCCAACUCCAAGAUGCACCCGGCGGAUGACAUGGUGUACACGCUCCAGCUGGAAGACAGAAACAAGAGGUAGGCUCGAAGCCGGGCGCCGGCCAUGGUCGGCUUGGCUACCGCCUGCCUCUUGGGCGUCUUUUCAAAAUGCCCGUUUUAUUCCAGGGCCAUGUUUCUCUUUACCAUUUCCUCUGCGAUCUCUGUACGCACAUCGCUCUAUAAAGCAUGCAAGUCCCUAGGGAGAAGCCUCUCUAUAGAUAGGACUGUUCGAAAGUUUGCAUGCCUCAAUUUAAACACCCACAAAAAAUGUAUUGGGUGACUGUGGCACGGAAAGCGCCGUCUUUGGCAUUGAGAAGGACAUAGGAUGCCCCAGCCGUGACGGCAGCCUCUUAGCAAUGAGCAGCUUGGGAAGCCCUC